AUGAAGAACGAACCAGAAAUAGUAGUGUUUGACGACAAGAGCUUGAAAUCGGCACGCGUGAACGGAUCCAAUAAAAGCGAGUGGAAGGCUUUCAUGUCUUCUAAAGUCUCAAAAACGAGUCUCAAACCACCCGCCGCACCUCAAGACGCAAAAGAGCUUGAAGAAGAAGAACUUGAUCGGCAGAAUGAUUUAGAGUUGGAGGAACUUUUAAAGACAACCAAGUUGCUCGAAGAAUAUACCGCCGAAGAAAUUGGGGGGAAAGAUCGGCGAAAAUACAUAGAAAAACGAAUGACCGAUCUUGGUGCAAAGCCCAAGAAAGGAGUAAAAACCCCUAUUCCGAUAACAAUAGGAAUGAAUUUAAAAAGAAAAGAUCGCGAAAAGAAAGAACUCGAAGAGGCUAAAAAUCUUGGUUUGUACCAUCGGAGCAUAAAACACGUAUGGGCUGCAUCGGCAAAAAAGAAAUCGAAUAAUCGGAAAAAUCGUGGCAUUGGUGUUGGGCUUGGCAAGGUUAAAGAUGGGAUAUUAACAUUGAGUUCACAAGAUAUCAGAAGAGUGCAGAGCGCUGGUGUGAAGAAAAAACGGAAAGGCACGAAGAGAUUAUUCAAAAACUUGUAA
Molecule: messenger RNA, 615 nt
Organism: Paraglomus occultum
Lineage: Eukaryota; Fungi; Glomeromycota; Glomeromycetes; Paraglomerales; Paraglomeraceae
Source: the annotation of a GenBank genome assembly